ACAAAAAGUCCUAGUCUCCUAUCUAGGCAACUUCACCGCCCUAUCCCCCCACGCCCCUCUCUCUCUCUCUCUCUCUCUCUCUCUCUACCAUUUCUAUGCACUCCUUUACUUUAUAUAUAUCCCUUGAAUCUCAGGGCACUGACAUUCAUAUCUCACUCAUCAAGGGCCAUGGAUUGGUUUUCUUGGCUCUCAAAAACUGGCCUUGAGCCAUCCCUUGUCUAUGAGUAUGGCCUUGCUUUUUCCCACAAUGAGCUGGAAGAAGAAGAUAUAGCUUACUUCAACCAUGAGUUUCUCCAAAGCAUGGGCAUAUCAAUAGCUAAACACAGGCUGGAAAUUCUCAAGCUUGCUAGGAAGGAGAAAGGGGUGAGUCCUAGAGCAGUGUCAAGGCUUCUGUUGGCAAUCAAGAGAACAAAAAAGUGCUUGGCUAAGUACAUCAGGACAUUGGUUCACCGGGAAGAGUCAGCUCUUGUUGUUGUUAAUCCGAGAAGUAGGUCAGGAUAUGCCAAUAAAUGGAGAGGUGCAAUGCUGAAGAGAAACAAGAAGCUGGUGAUGGCUACACAAGGGAGGCUGCUGCUCACAAACGGGACUCCUCUACUUGUUUCAGGGCCUACUAGAGUUGAGAGCUUUUCAAGUCCUAUGGUUUUUGACUACCAGAAGGAGGAGAAAAAGGAUGAGGAUGAAGAUGGAUAUUGGUCAACAGCCGUUGAAGAGAUCAGGUGGGAUUCAAUGUUUCAGGAUUUGAAACCAACUUGAAGGUUCCUUUCAUUUGUUUCUUCAUUUCUCCUGAUGUUAGAUUUGAAUGGUGAGAGAUGAGAUUUUUAGUUUCUUCCACCAGAAUUUUUCUGAGUGUCUAGGAAGAUUGGUUUAAUCCUUCUUUUUCUUUAGUGGUGGGUCAUGUGAAGCCAGACUUUGGCACCAAGGAGCCUUUUCCAGUCAUGACAAUGUCUCCCCCUGCUUUUUAUUCUUAAUCCUUUAUCUUUGAUAGAAAAGAGAGCACAGGCAAUCAGUCUCUUUGGGAAAGACUGAAAAAGAGCCAUUUGUUAGGUAUGAAAACACGCAGUAAGACAAAAGGUAUUUGUGUUGUAAAUUUUAAAUGGUUGUUUAUUGGGGGUGAAAGUUGAAAUACUAUACUUUCAGAUAACCCAAAAUUGUACUGGAAGCCUAGAAAAUCUAGAAGGAAAUGAGUUUGUUUUCUUUUCUUUCUUUUUCUUUUAAUUUGGUAAUGAAAUUACUUCAUUGUUUUACCUCA
Messenger RNA from Theobroma umbraticum, 1249 nucleotides. RefSeq lists its product as uncharacterized. Lineage: Eukaryota; Viridiplantae; Streptophyta; Magnoliopsida; Malvales; Malvaceae. The record is from RefSeq and is a predicted model, not a curated record. Gene Ontology annotation, molecular function: protein binding.